AUGCUGGAGCUUGUUCCCUUCUUGGAAUUCUACUUACACCAGAACAUCCCUUUCCCAAACCUGGACACUUUCCCUCCGCAACUCUUCCAUACUCACUUUCCUUUUACUUCCUUACCUCAACCUGUCAUAGACUCUCAGUGUCGAAUUGUCUACAUCUGUCGCAAUCCAAAAGAUGUGUUUGUCUCUUUUUUCUUUUUCUCUCAGGCAAAGAGCCCAUCCCUUUCCAUUGAAGAGGAAUUUGAGCAGUUCUGUAAAGGGGUACGUGUCUAUGGACCCUUCUGGGAUCAUAUUUUAGGUUAUUGGAAGGCAAGUUUGGAUUCGCCCAAGAGAGUGUUGUUCAUGAAAUAUGAAGAUCUGAAGAGGGAUUCCUCAUUUCAUGUCAAAGAGUUGGCAGAGUUCAUAGGCUGCCCCUUCUCCCCGGAGGAAGAAACCCAAGGUUUGGUACAUGAAAUUAUAAAGCUGUGUAGCUUUGAGAAUCUAAGCAAUUUGAAGGCAAACAAGAUAGGAGCAUUAUCUGUGAGGGAUAUUAGCAUUAGAAAUGAUACUUUCUUCAGGAAAGGUGAGUUUGGAGAUUGGAAGAAUCAUUUGACAGCUGAGAUGGCUGACAGUCUUGACAGGAUCAUUGAGGAAAAGUUUACAGGGUCUGGUUUGACAUUCAGUGAUUCCUGA
Molecule: messenger RNA, 669 nt
Organism: Vitis vinifera (wine grape)
Lineage: Eukaryota; Viridiplantae; Streptophyta; Magnoliopsida; Vitales; Vitaceae
Product: cytosolic sulfotransferase 8
Biological process (GO): sulfation
Cellular component (GO): cytoplasm
Molecular function (GO): sulfotransferase activity
Source: RefSeq, a predicted model, not a curated record